Drosophila grimshawi is the source of this 2074-nucleotide messenger RNA. It is a transcript of the gene Arp3, whose product is annotated as actin-related protein 3. The transcript has 6 exons. Gene Ontology annotation, biological process: Arp2/3 complex-mediated actin nucleation. The coding region runs from base 170 to 1426 and encodes 418 amino acids. Gene Ontology annotation, cellular component: Arp2/3 protein complex; actin cortical patch. The record is from RefSeq and is a predicted model, not a curated record. Gene Ontology annotation, molecular function: actin filament binding. Lineage: Eukaryota; Metazoa; Arthropoda; Insecta; Diptera; Drosophilidae.
AGAGCGAAGUUUUUCUAAAUGACACAUCGUCGUUGGAGGAGGUGUGGUUGAAAAUUUAUAAAGUUUGGUGUUUAUCAGUGAGACAAACGAAUUUAAAGUGGUGUAUAACUCCAGCUUGAACUGUUAAUUGGCCCGUUAAAUAUCAACAUUAAGCAAAUCCUCAGUCACCAUGGCAGGCAGGCUACCGGCAUGCGUAAUUGAUGUGGGCACCGGCUACUCGAAACUGGGUUAUGCUGGCAACAAGGAGCCACAAUUCAUAAUACCAUCGGCCAUUGCCAUUAAAGAGUCGGCACGCGUCGGCGACACCAACACGCGACGCGUCACAAAAGGCAUCGAGGAUCUGGACUUUUUUAUUGGGGACGAGGCAUUCGAUGCCACGGGCUACUCCAUUAAAUAUCCUGUGCGUCAUGGCCUGGUCGAGGAUUGGGAUCUGAUGGAGCGUUUCCUGGAGCAAUGCGUUUUUAAGUAUUUGCGUGCCGAGCCAGAGGAUCAUUAUUUUCUGCUAACAGAGCCGCCACUGAAUACGCCCGAGAAUCGUGAAUACACCGCUGAAAUUAUGUUCGAAACGUUUAAUGUUCCUGGCCUUUAUAUUGCGGUGCAGGCCGUGCUGGCUCUAGCAGCCAGUUGGGCAUCAAGAUCCGCGGAGGAGCGCACACUGACAGGCAUUGUUGUAGACAGCGGUGACGGUGUGACGCAUGUUAUUCCAGUGGCCGAGGGUUAUGUGAUUGGUUCGUGCAUCAAGCAUAUACCGAUCGCCGGUCGCAAUAUAACGUCGUUUAUCCAGAGUAUAUUGCGUGAGCGGGAGGUGGGCAUACCGCCAGAACAGAGUCUCGAGACUGCCAAAGCGAUUAAGGAGAAGCAUUGCUACAUAUGUCCAGACAUUGCCAAAGAGUUUGCCAAGUACGAUUCAGAGCCAAGCAAAUGGAUACGCAACUAUACGGGCAUGAAUACCGUCACAAAACAGCCGUUCGGAGUGGAUGUUGGCUAUGAGCGUUUCCUCGGCCCGGAAAUCUUUUUCCAUCCGGAGUUCUCAAACCCAGACUUUACCAUACCGCUGUCGGAGAUUGUUGACAAUGUCAUACAGAACUGUCCAAUCGAUGUGCGACGUCCGCUAUACAACAAUAUCGUACUGAGCGGCGGUUCAACCAUGUUCAAGGACUUUGGCAGACGCUUGCAACGCGACAUUAAGCGAUCGGUGGACACGCGUUUGCGUAUUAGCGAGAAUUUAUCUGAGGGACGCAUUAAGCCAAAACCAAUCGAUACGCGGGUGAUUACGCAUCAUAUGCAGCGCUAUGCCGUCUGGUUUGGAGGCAGCAUGUUGGCCUCAACGGCCGAGUUCUAUCAGGUGUGUCACACAAAAGCUGCCUAUGAGGAGUAUGGACCCAGCAUUUGCCGUCACAAUCCCGUCUUUGGUACCAUGACAUAAUCAUAAUCGUUUCAAUGUGCAUAACUGCGCUAUUAUUAUGUAUUUCUUAUUAUUUUCGUUUUGAGUUCGUUUUCUAUAUUCACUGUAUGCGAUCGAUCACGUAUUCCACGCUAUAUAGUAUUGCUUAGCCGUUAGUAAUGAUUUUCUAUGUGUUAAGCUCUAAAGUUGUCUAAAAAUGUUUUGUAUAUCAGCAAUAUGCGUAAUUCAUAUUUGGCCAAAUGAUUAUUUCUUGUGUGAUUCUGAUUUUGAAUUAAGCUAAAAAGAUCUUUAAACAACAAUAUCUGCCAGUUAAACUUUUUAUAAGGUGCAUUACUUCUACAAGAUUAUAUAAUGUAUAUGUGUAACUUUUUAUGACCUACACACACACACACACAGACACAUACUAAAUCAAACCCAAAAACACAUACAUUAUAUACACACACACACACCAAACGGCGCUCCAUUGAAUCCCGCUCUUAACACAAUUAUAUAUGAAAUUGUACUUGUCAUAGUAAUAUUUGUAUUUAUUGCAAUAACUGCAAAAGGUUUAUAUGUAAAAGAGAAAAAGAUGAAAACUAAUAUUGAUGAAAAAUCUGUUUGUUAUAUUGAUAAGCGUAACUGAAAAAGGCAUUCAUUAAAUCAAUAAAACAUUCUUUAAGCUCAAGGUGA